CUUGUGUACGUCGCACGCAGCACAUCUGGGGGUUUGGCACGCAGGGCAGUACUCCACUAGCAAUGUCAUUCCUGAAGCGUUGCAAUGGCACUAAAGAAGCGUUUCGUGAGCUGCUGCUUCGUCUUGAUCAGGCCAGCGACCUACGCAUACCCAAACCCACACGACCACCUUCUUCUUUUUCGGCUUCGGGCCCUGCAAUUGCACUCGUCAAUUGCUCAACGUUCUGGUUUUGAUAGGGGGGGGCGGAGGGUAGUCAAAUCAUACCAUUGCGCCUGGAAUUCAAUGGAUCAACCCCUACAAACUCGGGGAAACUUCCUGAUAAGAUCGAAUUGACAAAUUAACAAUUCUUUAAAGGAUUGAGCCUGGCGGUGUGUGCCGAAAAGGCAAAGAGGGAUUGUUGAGACGGGACACUACUGUACAAC
Molecule: messenger RNA, 422 nt
Organism: Hyaloscypha bicolor E
Lineage: Eukaryota; Fungi; Ascomycota; Leotiomycetes; Helotiales; Hyaloscyphaceae
Exons: 1
Coding region: 85-333 (82 amino acids)
Source: RefSeq, a predicted model, not a curated record